CUUCUUCCUCGCUCAUUUCAAACCCUAAAAGGUUACACUUUUCAUUUUUGGGGUUUUUUCAUUCGUCCUUGAAGCUGUGAUUCCAUCGCCGGCGCGUGGAAACUUUUAACGGCGCGUGUAUAUCAAUUUAGCGCGUAAUAUUUAGUGUAUAGCUCAUUUAUGCUUUGUUCAAUCCACAUUUGCAAAUUCAUGCAAGAACUUCGCCGGAAUUUCACCGGAAGGCCGUGAUUUUGCCCUUCUAUGGCUUCCGCCGUCUUAUCCAACAGAAACGAACCUAAUUGGCCACAGCAUAGAGGUGGAGGAGCAGGAUUCAUGGGAAAAGUACCUUUCUCUAACUCUAACCCUAACCCUAAUUCGAACUCUAAACCUAAAUUAGCGAACAGUAAGAGAACUCAAUCCGCGUCCGAUGAUGCUUCCUCCAUCAACCGUCGAACAAAUGACGUGAAUCAAUCUCAAUUUGUCACCUUCAACGUGGCGUCGUACUCGAAGAAGGAGCUGAACGACCUCAAAAAACGCCUCCAUUCAGAGCUUGAACAGAUUCGUAAACUAAAGAAUCGAAUUGAGUCUACCGAGUUUCAACCACAGAAGAAAACAACGAGCAAGAAGAUUUCCGGUAACAAGCGUCCCUUGCCGUUGUAUCCGACGAAGGAUUUCAAUCAGUCAAAUUUUGAUGUUGAGGAGUUGAUGAAGGGUUGCGCUCGGGUUUUGCAGAAACUGAUGAAACACAGAAUGGGAUUUGUGUUCAAUGAUCCCGUUGAUGUGGUCAAAAUGGAACUUUACGAUUACCAUGAUAUAAUCAAGCAACCAAUGGAUCUAGGUACGGUGCAGUCGAAACUCUUGGAGAAUAUUUACAAAUCGCCGGCGGAAUUUGCUUCUGAUAUUCGAUUAACUUUCAACAAUGCACUGACAUAUAACCCUAAAGGUCACAUGGUGAACGACUGGGCAGGACAACUCCUUGUUAAAUUCGAAGCUAUGUAUCGUCCUAUACAUGAGAAAUAUGAAAAUUUGCUGAAACAUGAUCGCGAAUUUGAAGUGGAAUUGCAGGGUAGUUCUUGGAACCAUGUUGAACCAGAGAGGGUUAUGAAGAAGAAAGAGAAUCCAAUUCCUCCUCCAAAAUUGCAACAACAACCACCAGAGCCUCCUCUCCCUCCUGCAAGUUCUUCCAAACCUCUGAUAGAACCUCCAUUAUUGCAGUCUCCGGUUCGCACCCCGUCCCCAGUGCGAGCUCUUCCAGUGAAGCCUUUGAAGCAGCCGAAACCGAAGGCCAAGGAUCCCAACAAGAGAGAUAUGAGUCUUGAGGAGAAACAGAAAUUGGGAAUUGGGUUGCAGAGUUUGCCACCGGAGAAAAUGGAACAGGUUGUGCAGAUUAUAAGGAAGAGGAAUGGGCAUUUGGAACAGGAUGGAGAUGAGAUAGAGCUAGAUAUUGAAGCUGUUGAUACCGAGACCCUUUGGGAACUGGAUCGAUUAGUUACUAAUUGGAAGAAGAUGAUGAGCAAGAUUAAGCGGCAAGCACUGUUGGACAAUGUGAUUAACAAUGUGGUUUCAAACAAAGACAAUGGGGAAGUGCCGACUAGUGAGAAGGUUGAUGAGGUGCCACCUGUUGAGGUAAAGAAGCCCAAGAGAGUAGAAACAGGUGAUGAGGAUGUUGACAUUGGGGACGACAUGCCAAUGAGCGUGUUUCCUCCUGUGGAGAUUGAGAAAGAUAAAGAUGGCGUUGGAGGUCAUGCAAGUAGUAGUUCUAGUAGCUCAAGCAGUUCAGGCAGUGAUUCCUCAUCAUCAAGUGAUUCGGAUUCAGGGAGUUCCUCAGGGAGUGAUUCUGAAGCAGACAAUGGACACUCGUAGCAGCUGAGGCUUUUGGAAACUAAUGUGUCAAGCAAGGUGAGUGUGGGUAUGCAGAUGAAGAAUGUGUUUUUGCUUCACUAAAUAUACCCUUGAGGGUUUACGUCUUUAAUUGCAUGGACGAGGUAUAUGUCCAUUAGGUACUUGGGUUCUACGUUGGACUAUGUAUUUUGUAUUGAAUACUUUGCAGAUGGAGGGAUGAUAUACUAAUUUGUGCUUGCCUUUUAUUUUCAGGUGUUGUGACCAUUGUUUGUUGGUUCAGUAUGGAAGCAGGGGAGUGGAUUGUGGUGAUGUGGUAACUGCUCGAGUAGAUGCUGUGGCGUAGAUGUAAAAAUGAAAGCCAAACAGAAACAGUAGACCAGAAAGUAGACUGAAAGGAUUAGGAAUAGAAUGGAGAAUUAGUGUUUUUUUUAUUAUUUCUAGUUUAUAACAUGUACACAUUACUAAAGUAAAUAGAUGGGUUAUCCUAAUUGAAGAAGCCCUUUUUGUGCAUC
Messenger RNA from Cicer arietinum (chickpea), 2333 nucleotides. Lineage: Eukaryota; Viridiplantae; Streptophyta; Magnoliopsida; Fabales; Fabaceae. The record is from RefSeq and is a predicted model, not a curated record.